This is a messenger RNA of Polypterus senegalus (gray bichir), 1276 nucleotides long. RefSeq names its product U3 small nucleolar ribonucleoprotein protein MPP10-like. Lineage: Eukaryota; Metazoa; Chordata; Cladistia; Polypteriformes; Polypteridae. Gene Ontology annotation, biological process: rRNA processing. The record is from RefSeq and is a predicted model, not a curated record. Gene Ontology annotation, cellular component: sno(s)RNA-containing ribonucleoprotein complex; small-subunit processome; Mpp10 complex. The coding region runs from base 1 to 1185 and encodes 394 amino acids. The transcript is spliced from 3 exons.
AUGUCUGUGUUCCGUGCUCAGGCACGUUUAGCAAUCUUAUUGUUCCUGAAUCCUACCAAAAACCUUCUAAGCUGGCCAGGACACAGUAUGUCUAGAACCAUUCAGUAUGUCCUUUACUUUAACUACCUGAAACCAUACCUUCCAUUUUUCCAGCUGAUUAUCCAGCAUAGUCUAUUGAUCCUUGGUGGAAAAGCUAAGGUUCAGGAUGGUGCAGAACUGAAAUCAUCAUUUGAAAAAUGGCAGGAAAUGAUGUCUGACAAGAUCAAAACUCUUGAAAAGGUAGCACUAGAUGAGAAACCAUGGCAACUUACUGGAGAGGUUUUGGCACAGAAACGGCCUGAGAACAGCUUGCUUGAAGAAGAUUUAUCAUUUGACCAAGCAGCUGAAAUGGCUCCUGUUAUAACAGAAGAGACCACUCUUCAUCUUGAAGAUAUUAUUAAGCAAAGAAUUAAAGACCAGGUUUGGGAUGAUGUGGUGCGCAAAGAAAAGCCAAAGGAAGACACGUUUGAGUAUAAGAAGAGGCUAUCUUUGAAUCAUAAGAAGAGCAAGUUGAGUUUAGCAGAGGUGUACAAACAGGAAUAUCUAAAACAGAACCAGCAAAAAGCAGAGGAAGAAGAGAAUCCAGCUCAUACUGAAAUCCAGAAGCUAAUGGACUCUCUUUUUCUAAAACUUGAUGCACUUUCUAACUUCCACUUCGUACCAAAACCAGCUGCACAAGAAAUAAAAAUUGUUUCCAAUCUGCCAUCAAUUGCCAAGGAGGAGGUAGCACCAGUAAGCAUCAACAAUGCAACGCUGCUCACAACAGAAGAAAUUAAAGAAAAGAACAUAGCUGGAGAUAUCAAGGGUGAAACUGAAAAAUCUGCCACAGACAAAAAGAGGGAGAGGCGAAAGAAAAAACUUCAGAAAAAGUUCAGGCUGCGGGAGAAAGCGAAACGGCUGAAACUUAAAGAGAAGAAAAAUGAAGGAAAGAAUGUAAAAUAUUCACAAAAAGAAGCUGACCAAAAGCUGAAGAAACUGGCUAAAGAAGGCACUGCCACUUUGCUUAAGGAUGAUGGAAAGGACAAAGCUUUGCGCUCUUCACAAGCAUUCUUCUCUGUGCUGCAAGACCAGGUAAAAAUGCAAAUCAAAGGAGCCAAAAAUGAAAAGAAGAAGAAAGAAGUGUCUGCUGUCAAAUUAAAACUGUAAUAUAGGAUAUCUUACUUUUGUACAGAACGAUAUUUUGAACUUUUUAUGUAUGUGCCUUUGUACAUCUUCACGUGUUAAAUAAAAUGUUUGU